This is a messenger RNA of Hermetia illucens (black soldier fly), 986 nucleotides long. RefSeq lists its product as uncharacterized. Lineage: Eukaryota; Metazoa; Arthropoda; Insecta; Diptera; Stratiomyidae. The record is from RefSeq and is a predicted model, not a curated record. The transcript has 6 exons. The coding region runs from base 153 to 929 and encodes 258 amino acids.
AGCUCGCGUGUUUGUGGGGUAUUUAAAACUGAUAAGAUAUGACAGUGGACAAAAUUAAUCCAAAAGUAUUUAGUCAACAAUAACAAAGGAAAGUGAUUACACCGCGGCGUGUACUGAUCAGAUGCAGUAGAGCAAUAGAUGUGAUAGUUAAGAUGUGUCGUGCUGUGGUUCUAGUUUGUGGGCUGGCCAGUCUAAUAUGGCUAAGCAGUGCAACAAUAUCCAAUGUUGUAAGCAGAGUAGAUGAGUCUCAUAUACGUAACACUCUUGAAAACUUUCGUCGAAGGAUGUGCUACCACGAUCCCAAUGGUCUUUCACAAUUAGAACCCUUAGCUCUAAAGGAAGACGUGCCAUUAGAGGUUAAUAAUGACAUUGGCAAAUUAAAAGGAUACAUUCGCAACGUCCACAUAAGUGGACUCUCCAAUUUUGAUGUCGACGAUGUUAAAUUCCACGUAGCUGGUUUCGAGUUCACAUUGAAUAUAUCCCUCCCAAAAGUGGUGGUUUCUGGGGAAUAUGCGUCGAAAGGACAUAUUGGAGAACUAUUCAAUUUGGAUAGUGAAGAUAAAUUUGAGUUCGAGCUACAUGGAGUACGUUUAAACACUAAAGGCGGCUUUGUCUUUAACAAUGAGAAAUGGGCUUUGGACAUCGUUAACUUGAAACCUUCCAUACAAAAUAUGGUGUCAAAAUUUCAGGGAUUAGCGCAAGAUGAUGAGGCGAAUGAAUUUUUGAAUGAAGUAGUUUCCGAAUUAACACCAAAGCAUCUCGAAAAAUACGUAUCCUCAGAGUUUUUGGAAUAUAUAAUGAGAGGAAUUGAAAAGGUUGGUUCGGAUUAUUUCAAAAGUGAAACAGCUUUAGGCUUAGUCGACCUAAUUACUGGUGAAACAUCAUUAUUCCCACCAAUUCAAGAAGAGAAGGCUUGUAGGAUUAAGUGAUUGUUGCUCGUGAAGUUAUUUUAUUCUUGUUUUUUGAUUAGGUUUCAAUAAAUUAAU